AUGGAAACACCCUUUCUCAGAACCAGCUUGAACAGCCCAAUUAUUAUCACAACUGACUCAAGUUUGAAAGGCUCAACACCGCUCCCAGCCUCGAAGACCAAACUGCAAGGAGAGCCAUCUUCAUCUGCUAUGAAGUUCAGCGACAGUGCGUUGUAUGAGCUUGAUCCUGAUGGAGACGUGACACUCUAUACAGUAAAUUCUCCAUUGGUGAGGUUCAAUAAAGAAGACAAACGUAAGGAUGAAGGUGGAAAAGACGAAGCUUACGAGCACGGUGCGAGUCCAAAUGUUACCAGCAACGACGAUGAAACCAUGACCGACAAAUUGAAAUGUCCUGAUCGAUUUCUGGUCUCCUCAAAGCAUCUCAAAUUGGCAUCUUCCUUUUUCAAAGCCAUGCUCUCAAAUAGCUGGGCCGAGGGAAGAGCUCUGACCACGAAUGGAACAGUCGAGAUCCCCGUCACCGACGUCAAACCCGAAACUCUGAUGACAAGUCUAAAUGCUAUUCAUGGAAGGUUUCGCAGACUUCCUUUGAAAAUGACGCUACAGGAGCUUGUUGAUGUCUUGGUCUUUACAGACUUUUUUAAGUGCCAUGAGGCUAUUGAGCUGUUUGCCAAUGAGUGA
Molecule: messenger RNA, 618 nt
Organism: Penicillium soppii
Lineage: Eukaryota; Fungi; Ascomycota; Eurotiomycetes; Eurotiales; Aspergillaceae
Exons: 1
Coding region: 1-618 (205 amino acids)
Source: RefSeq, a predicted model, not a curated record